CACAAAAUGGACAACAAAUCCCAGCAGUGUGAGGAGACCUGAAAGUGGCACAUGGCAGAGUUUGGGCGAUGGAGACAGCAGCACUGGUGAGGUCCGUUACAGGGACCCAAGACACAGACUCUGGAGCCUGGCAGCAGCAUGAGGAGGCAGGUACGGGGGGCACCAUUGACGAGAUUAUGGGCCUUGGCCGCAGCAAUUGGGAGUCGGCCGUAUCGGCCAGCACCCUAUGACAAAAAUGGCAACCCACAGCGUUGUGCGGAGACCUGAAAGUGGCACCAUGGCAGAGUGUGGCGUGGAGACCGAGCAGCAUGGUGAAAGGCCGUCAGGGACCCCUGAGAACUCUGGGAUUGGCAGCAGCAUG
This is a messenger RNA of Staurois parvus, 361 nucleotides long. Lineage: Eukaryota; Metazoa; Chordata; Amphibia; Anura; Ranidae. The record is from the annotation of a GenBank genome assembly.